Cladophialophora bantiana CBS 173.52 is the source of this 573-nucleotide messenger RNA. RefSeq lists its product as uncharacterized. The record is from RefSeq and is a predicted model, not a curated record. The coding region runs from base 1 to 573 and encodes 190 amino acids. The transcript has 2 exons. Lineage: Eukaryota; Fungi; Ascomycota; Eurotiomycetes; Chaetothyriales; Herpotrichiellaceae.
AUGGGCAAACGCGAUCGGCUCAAAUCGUUUUUGAAUCUUGAUAAAAUAGACUCACGCAACAAUCAGAGCGCCGGUGGUCAAACCUUAGUUCCUGUGAAUCCAACCUGGACUGCGCCUCAACCAACAACGACAAACUCGUCCCGACUGUCGUCUUGGGCUGAAGCUGCUCUACGUCUUCAAAAUAAAAACCCUGAAAUGCAUGAGGUGCUCAUGAAGAUUAGAGGCAUUAACGAAGACGAUCCGGUUAAAUUGACAGAAUUGGUGAAUGCCAGGAGGCAAGAAUCUAAAAGAAUUUCUUUCCCUGUUGAAGGAGCUAUCAGACAGAUUCUCGAAUUUGAAGAUAUUGGAACCGCCGCUACAGAUUUUGAUCCAUACAGGAUUUCACCAGUUGUCUGGAGAGGAUUCUGUCUUGUUUUGCAGUAUAUUGUCCAUGACUCGGCCCUGCUGACAGAAAACUGGAAACACUUAGAAGAACUUACAUCAAAGAUUCGAUACUGGGCAAAUUUCGAGUGUCUUUUCUUAAGGAGGAGCGCGACUACAUUCAACGACUUCAAACCUCUGAAGGAGAAAUAA